AUGAAACAAUUUAAAGUAAGUAUUCAAUUCAAACGAUUUAUUCAAAUCAAUUCUAGACCAACAAGAUUAUUUACUGCCGGUCAACCUAUACAUGAAACUAGACCUCAUUUAAUACCAACACCGGGGAAUUUGACUCCAGGUAUUUCAGCUUUGGAAUAUUAUCAAAGAAGAUUAAAAUUAUGCUCAAAUUUACCUAAAAAAUCAUUAUGUAUAUUAUUUGGUAAUAUUAUACAAUAUAGUUCUGGUUCUGUAUUCUAUGAUUUUCAACAGGAUAAUGACUUAUAUUAUUUAACUGGUUGGUUAGAACCAGAUUCUAUUAUAAUUAUUGAAAAAAAAUUUGAUAAUGGUAAUGAUGAAGAUGUAAAUUUACAUAUGUUAGUACCUCCUAAAAACCCACAAUUGGAAUUAUGGCAAGGUGUUAAAUCAGGUUUAGAAGGUGCUUAUGAAUUUUUUAAUGCUGAUUAUGUCGAAGAUAUAAAUAAAGCAACUAUAUAUUUAAAAAAUUUAAUCUCAUCAAAUGAUUAUAUUUAUUGGGAUAAAAAAUUUCAACUGCAAGAUACAUCUCCAAUUAAACUGUUUUUCAAUUUUAGUCAUAAUCAAAAUUUAAAUGAAAUAAUACUAAAAUGUGGUAAACCUAUAAAAUCAUUAUCAAAAUUAACUACUGAAAUGAGGGCAAUUAAAUCAAAUAAUGAAAUUAAAGUCAUGCAUGCAGCUAAUCAAAUAUCUUCAAGAGCUAUAAAUAAAGCAAUUGGAAAAGUUGGAAGUCGAAAUCCAAUAAUGUCUGAAAAAACAUUGGCUAAAUUUUUAGAUUAUCAAUUUGUUAAAGGUGGUUGUGAUAAACAAGCUUAUAUUCCAGUUGUUGCAAGUGGUUCGAAUGCAUUAACUAUACAUUAUACCAGAAAUGAUGACUUAUUAUUUAAAGAUGAAUUAGUAUUCAUUGAUGCUGGUGGUAAAUUAGGUGGUUAUUGUGCUGAUAUUUCAAGAGCUUGGCCAAAUAAUCCAAAAGGUUUUAAUGAUCCACAAAGAGAUUUAUAUGAAGUUGUUUUGAAUACAAAUAAACAAUGUAUUGAAUUAUGUGAUGAAAGUUUAGGUUAUACUUUAAAUGAUAUUCAUGAAUUUUCAGUUAAUUCAUUAUUUAAUAAUCUUAAAAAUUUACCAGCUUUUAAAAAUGUUACUAAAAAUGAAGUUUCAAAAAUAUUAUAUCCUCAUUAUAUUGGACAUCAUCUUGGUUUAGAUUUACAUGAUAUUCCACUACAUUCAAGAUUUAAUAAAUUAGUUGAAGGUAAUGUAAUUACUAUAGAACCUGGUUUAUAUAUUCCAAAAGAUGAUCGAUGGUCAAAAUAUUAUCAAGGUAUAGGUAUUAGAAUUGAAGAUGAUAUAGUAGUUGGAAAAACAAAUGAUGAAAUAAUAAAUCUUACAAGUGGAUGUGUAAAAGAAGUUCAAGAUAUUGAAUCAUUAAUAAGAAACGGUGUAACUACUCCAGGAAUUCAUGAUGAAUUAGUUGAACUAGAUAUAUAA
Insectozyma verbasci is the source of this 1518-nucleotide messenger RNA. The record is from the annotation of a GenBank genome assembly. Lineage: Eukaryota; Fungi; Ascomycota; Pichiomycetes; Serinales; Debaryomycetaceae.